AUGGCGCGCAAACAGCGGCAGCCCGUCUACGUGCUCGGGGUGGGCAUGACCAAGUUCAUCAAGCCGCGGGGCAAGGUCGACUACACGGAGCUGGGGUUCGAGGCGGGGGCCAAGGCGAUGCUGGACGCGCAGAUCUCGUACGACGACGUGGAGCAGGGGGUGGCGUGCUACUGCUACGGCGACUCGACGUGCGGGCAGCGCGUCUUCUACCAGUUCGGCAUGACGGGGAUCCCCAUAUACAACGUCAACAACAACUGCUCAACGGGCUCGACGGGCCUGGCCAUGGGCCGCGACCUCAUCUCGUACGGCGGCGCCGACUGCGUGCUCGUCGUCGGCUUCGAGAAGAUGAUGCCCGGCAGCCUGCAGAGCUUCUUCAACGACCGCGAGAACCCCAUCGGCACCUCGGGCAAGAUGAUGGCCGCCACCCGCGGCGUCGCCAAGGCCCCCGGCGCCGCCCAGAUGUUUGGCAAUGCCGGCCGCGAGUACAUGGAGAAAUACGGCGCCAAGGCCGAGGACUUUGCCGAGAUAGCGCGCAUCAACCACGCGCACUCGGUCAACAACCCGUAUUCGCAGUUCCAGGACGUGUACACGCUAGAGCAGGUGGUAGAGUCGACCAAGAUCCACGAGCCGCUGACCAAGCUGCAGUGCUGCCCGACGUCGGACGGCGGCGCGGCAGCGGUGCUGGUGUCGCAGGCCUUCCUGGACGCGCGGCCGCACCUGCUGGGCCAGGCGGUGCUGGUUGCGGGCCAGUGCAUGGCGACGGACGCGCCGAGCCUGUUCUCGCGCAGCGCCAUCGACCUGAUGGGGCGCGAGAUGAACCAGACGGCGGCGCGCACGGCCAUGGCGGAGGCGGGCAUCACGCCGGCCGACGUGACCGUGUGCGAGCUGCACGACUGCUUCAGCGCCAACGAGAUGAUCGUCAUCGACGCGCUAGGGCUGUCGGAGCCGGGCAAGGCGCACGAGAUGGUGCGGCGCGGCGACAUCACGUACGGCGGCAAGGUCGUCAUCAACCCCAGCGGCGGGCUCAUCUCCAAGGGGCACCCGCUCGGGGCCACGGGCAUCGCGCAGUGCGCCGAGCUGGUCUGGCACCUGCGCGGGUGGGCCAACAACCGCGCGGCGCCGCACACCAAGUGGACGCUGCAGCACAACCUCGGCCUCGGCGGUGCCGUCGUCGUGACCGUGUACCGGCGCGCCGACGGCAAGGAGGCACCCGUCGUCGACUCGGCCACGGUCGGGCGCGUCAACAAGCUGGGCUACAACCCGGCCGUCGAGGCCAAGGGCUUCACGGCCGAGCAGGCCAGGGCGGUGCGCAGCAAGGACAAGUCGAGCGACUGGGCGCUGCAAGACACGCUAGAGAAGGUCCAGGCUCGGUUUUAG
Messenger RNA from Lasiosphaeria miniovina, 1377 nucleotides. Its product is annotated as thiolase-like protein. The coding region runs from base 1 to 1377 and encodes 458 amino acids. The record is from RefSeq and is a predicted model, not a curated record. Gene Ontology annotation, molecular function: acyltransferase activity, transferring groups other than amino-acyl groups. NCBI's taxonomy places the organism in Eukaryota, Fungi, Ascomycota, Sordariomycetes, Sordariales, Lasiosphaeriaceae. The transcript is spliced from 2 exons.